AUGCCUUCAAACUUUCAAUACACAGCGGCAAAGUCUUCACGGAUAACGAAGCGGCCCAUCUUAGGCUCUCCUAUAAAAAAGCUACUGAAAGGCUUAAAGUACUUUCUGGAUCAGCCAAAGCGUUUUCAGAAAGUGAAUUUAGCAGCAUCAAAUGAUGGCGAAAAUAGUUCGAGAAGCCCGAAAUCAACGCAAAACUCGGAACCAUUAACUGUUCAGGACUAUAAUGUUCAGUUGGACUACCAACUUUCUUCCAAGGAUGAUAUUUUGGUGGGCAUUGAUACCAUUUUGAGUAAUCAAUGGGCUGAAUCUUCAAGUUUGAACCAAAGAUACCAUGAUAAUCAGACUAAAACUGCGUUAGGAUACAACAUGGAGGAGUUAGUAUUCUCACUAAAAGGACUUGGACUGAGUUCAAAGGCAGAAAUUAUGAAGUAUCGUGCUAAUCAAUUACCAAAGGGCCUUAUCACCACUACUCAACUUUAUUCGAUGUACGAUCACCAAGGAAAUACAUUUGUCGACAGGAAUAUUGAAAUUGAAAUAAGAAAGGGAUCUCUAAGGAAGUUCGUCAUUACUAAUGCUUCCCCUGUGAUUCUGAAUAACACACAAAAAUUUCAGAAUGGUAAGGUUACGUACGGGUUCGAAAACGUGGAAGUGCUUUGCAAGUCAAAAUCGUAUCUUGAAAUUAUUGACAGCCACACUCGAUCGAUUGAAGAUGAAUUAACUGAAGAUAUGACCCAGGCAAUUAAAGCCAAGAAAAUGGUUCAGAUUCAGGGUCUCCAGAAAUUCCGAAAGUACAUAGUUGAUAACCCAACUGCUUUAUUCAUUGAUAAUGACAAUACUUUGGACAAAGAAGAAAUGUCCAUAUUGGUUACACAUGGGCUUGUGACUCUAACUUCCAACCACUUGAAUGAAAUCGAAUCACAUCAAUACUCCAUAUCCUAUCCUGCGUGCGGUACAUAUUUGAAAUUAAUUAAUGCUGGCAGAGUAUGGUUGGUAAAACUAUUGAGUAAGAACAAGUACAAAGAAAGCUUAGAGGAAACCAUUGUCACCAAGUGGGAAGGGACUAAUUUUAAUGGAACAUGCAAAAUGAACAAUUUUAGAAAGCCAUUCUAUGGUUUCGAAUUGAAUUGGAUUUUGGCAGAUGCAUUGGGUGUGGGGUUAAUAGAAGUAUUCAACACCCCAGUUGGGCGCGGUUGGAGGUUGACAGGGAAAGUAUAG
Suhomyces tanzawaensis NRRL Y-17324 is the source of this 1215-nucleotide messenger RNA. RefSeq lists its product as uncharacterized. The coding region runs from base 1 to 1215 and encodes 404 amino acids. NCBI's taxonomy places the organism in Eukaryota, Fungi, Ascomycota, Pichiomycetes, Serinales, Debaryomycetaceae. The record is from RefSeq and is a predicted model, not a curated record. Gene Ontology annotation, molecular function: protein serine/threonine kinase activity. Gene Ontology annotation, biological process: protein phosphorylation; positive regulation of Ras protein signal transduction. The transcript has a single exon.